CUCUAUCCGGCGGCUGCCGCUGCGCGUAAUUGUCCUUAGUUAAUUUAUGACAAAAUUACAGCUAAAAAUAAACCCAAAAUUUUGCAGAAGUGCUUGAUGUUUCCGCUUGAGCGUUACCAUCCGGUAAGCGCUAAAGAAGGACUGUCGACCACGUCAGCCAUCCCUGGGUUGAUUUCGGAACACCUGGGCGCAGAACGUUGGACGUCAUUUAAAUAGAGGGUGAAAAAAACGAACGAAACAAGCAGUGGAUAAGUUUUACCAUUUGAGUGAAAGGAUAUCAAACGUUACACAAAGGAGUGUAUGUUUUUGGACUGAAUUUUCCGCCAGCAACAACGACGAGCUAGAUCUGAAACACAAUGCAAAUCCCAUACAUGAAGGUGGCGAUUUAUUCGCUCACAUUCCUAACGUACGCCUACACCGGCUACGGAUCGAACAUGAUUGCUAACCUGCGUGAUGCCAUCAUCGCUGCCGAAGCCGUCUUCGGUGACGUGAUGAAAAAUGUGAUGCAUGUGGCGAAGAAGUUCAAAGUCGUCCACGAAGUGUUUGACGCGGCCGUAGAAGAAAAUUGUGUGUACAAAUGUCCUGGAGAUAUAACACCGACGAAGAAUAAAUUCUAUGUGCCCCAGUCGGACGGUUGUGGAUCGCUGGGGAUGAAAAUCAGUACCGAAUAUUUGCCCGCGGUUGAGAUGGAACAGUGCUGCAAUUCCCACGAUAUCUGCUACGACACGUGCAACAGCGAUAAGGAACUCUGCGACUUGGAUUUCAAGCGAUGCCUCUACAAAUACUGCGACGAGUACGAAAAGAACGUCGUUGGUGAUAUCGUUGUUAAAGGAUGCAAAGCAGCAGCAAAAAUGCUCUUCACCGGGACAAUCACACUAGGCUGCAAAUCGUACCUGGACUCGCAAGCACGGUGUUGCUAUUGUCCACCGGAAAAGCCGGAAGGUAAACCGGACGCAAAGUACACCGACAACAAGGGUCCGAAGGACUACAGCAGGGACAAAGACAAGGGGAAGGACAAAAACAAGUACGGCUGGAAGGACCUGUAGAUUGGCUGGGUCUCAUGCAGGCAGCUGAAGAGAGUAGGGAGAAAAUUCGAGUCUGUACAACACUGUGAUUAGAUUAGCGACGCUUUGCGGCCUCGCAUUGGUUACCAACCUUGCGGAAUAAAAGAAUAU
Molecule: messenger RNA, 1175 nt
Organism: Anopheles coustani
Lineage: Eukaryota; Metazoa; Arthropoda; Insecta; Diptera; Culicidae
Gene: GXIVsPLA2
Product: group XIIA secretory phospholipase A2
Exons: 3
Coding region: 357-1046 (229 amino acids)
Biological process (GO): phospholipid metabolic process; arachidonate secretion; lipid catabolic process
Cellular component (GO): extracellular region
Molecular function (GO): calcium ion binding; A2-type glycerophospholipase activity
Source: RefSeq, a predicted model, not a curated record